AUGGGUAUCGAUUUGAUCACUGUGCUUGCAGUCAUGGGCACUGUAGGCGUCGGCAACCCGCUUUCACUGAACCCUGGAUUCUCUAUUGGUGGCAAGAGUCGAAAGACUAACAACAUACUCGGUAAUCUUUUGGGACUACUCGGUACGCCCAGAGGCCUUGAUGGAGCCCACAACUGGAUCGAAUCAGACUCAUCGAAUACGCGCGACGAUCUGUACGUGACUGGUGACGCGUCCACUAUGAACAUGACUCUCUUUAUGGAGGCCUACAACACUUCGGACGAUUUUGUUCUUACCAUGGACGACAUUGGCGCACGUGCAGCCAAGCGAUUCCAAGAGAGCAUCUCGACCAAUCCGAACUUCUACUACGGUCCGUAUACUGGCAUGAUCGCUCGCAACGCUGGUUAUGCCUUCACUGGGCACAUAUUUCGAAGGGCUAGACUGACACACCCACAGCCNAAGGACGUAUUCGCCAGCUUCUACGCCGUCUACGAGGAGAAUGGCCGACUCGUAUACAAUAAAGGCCACGAGCAGAUCCCCGCGAACUGGUACAGACGACCCAUAGACUAUGGCCUCAUCGAACUCAACUUGGACUUGGUAGCAUGGUUCCUCAAAUACCCCAUUCUAGCCAGCAUCGGGGGAAACCUCGGGACUGUUGACAGUUUUGCCGGCCUCGACCUCGAAGACAUUACUGGAGGUGUUUUGAACGCCACAUCGCUGCUCGAAGGAAAUAAUCUGGUUUGCUUUGUUCUUGAAAUCGUGAAGACAUUCUCGCCGAAUUCAUUGUCUUCGCUGUUCAAGACACUUGAGAUCCCGCUCAAGCUUGUCACUGAUGCUGUCUUGGACCCGUUGUUGAGUCUUAACUGUCCCGCAUUCAAGGAUAUGACAAUGGAUGGGACUGAUCUCCUUAGUGGUCUGCUCGGCAAGUAUCCUGGCGCGAUCAAGGCUGGUGUUGCAUUUUAG
Messenger RNA from Aureobasidium musti, 960 nucleotides. The record is from the annotation of a GenBank genome assembly. NCBI's taxonomy places the organism in Eukaryota, Fungi, Ascomycota, Dothideomycetes, Dothideales, Saccotheciaceae.